Molecule: messenger RNA, 1851 nt
Organism: Rhagoletis zephyria (snowberry fruit fly)
Lineage: Eukaryota; Metazoa; Arthropoda; Insecta; Diptera; Tephritidae
Product: beta-1,4-mannosyltransferase egh-like
Cellular component (GO): cytoplasm
Molecular function (GO): beta-1,4-mannosyltransferase activity
Source: RefSeq, a predicted model, not a curated record
UUACUUUCCUUUCUUCUCGCCCCCCACACACAGGUUGCUGCUGAACGUCAGGUAUCCUUCGACAACGGCAUCGACGGUUCUGUAGCCGAGGAUUGCUUUUUUGCGAUGCGUGCCUUUGCACAAGGCUACACUUUCAAUUUCAUCGAAGGUGAAAUGUACGAAAAAUCACCAUUUACGCUACUCGAUUUCCUCCAACAACGCAAACGCUGGCUCCAAGGCAUACUACUCGUGGUACAUUCAAAAAUCAUACCACUAAAACAUAAACUCUUGCUUGGCAUCAGCGUCUACUCGUGGGUCACUAUGCCAUUAUCCACUUCGAAUAUUAUUUUUGCCGGCCUCUAUCCAAUACCAUGCCCGAAUUUAGUUGAUUUCGUUUGUGCUUUUAUUGCUGCCAUCAACAUUUAUAUGUAUGUAUUCGGUGUGAUAAAAUCAUUUUCGCUAUACCGUUUUGGGCUGUUAAAAUUUAUGGCUUGUGUGCUGGGCGCCAUUUGCACCAUACCCGUGAAUGUGGUUAUCGAGAAUAUUGCCGUCAUUUGGGGUUUAUUCGGCAAGAAGCAUAAAUUCUAUGUGGUACAAAAAGAUGUGAGAGCAAUGGAAACAGUUUGAGCGCGGAGAGUAGGGGAGAAGGAUCGUCACAUGUUUUCAGCACAUAUUUUGGUUAUCGCGACCAUAUGAUAUGAUGACCAUACAACAAACGUGCAGAAUGUGUUCUCCAGGGAGAAUCGACUACAACAACUACCAAACAAUCAACACUUCUGGUGCGAUACUCAGCCUAUACAAAUUUUGCUCUACGCCAUUGGCGCCGACAUCCGAUUAGCUGUUGUUGUCAUUUGUCGUCGCCUGAACACAUCCAUUGUAGUUGCUAUUGCCACAGCCACCUAAACAUUCUCCUGCGCACUUUUCACUUUUUGGUCAUAUCCUAAUUAAUACUUAACAAAUAAAAAAUCACGCAAAUACGCGCCAACACUCACACCUGCCACACCAUCAACAACCACACACCAACACUUCGUAUACCAUUACGCAAAGAGCACAAACCCAUUUACGAAAUUAGUUCACUCACACUUGUAGCAUAAAAAUCGUUGUAUUUUAUAUUAUAUAAUUACAAUUAGGUCAAAAUAUUUUUUAUUAUAUUAUUAUUGUAUGUUAUACAAAGAAGAAGAUUGCAUAAGUUGUGUGUAUAGUCAACUAAAAAUAAUGUUGAUUAGAGAGUUAAUUUUGUUGAACAAUUCUAUCAGGCGCUAGGUAUUUACGUACAUACAUAUGUACAAUAUAGAAAUUUGUAGCAAAUAUUUGUAAAGGUAUACAUAUAUGUAGCACUCAAUAAUGUAACCAUAUUUGAGCGAGUAAGCGAGAAAUAGGCAUACUCGGACUACAUACACAUUUGUAGUGUAAAUUCCAAUUAUUCCCUAUAAUGUACAGGCAGGCCGCUUUAGUUGGAAAACUUUGUACUCUGAAUGGUUUCGGCAAAAUGUGUCUGAUCCAAAGGACAUCUAUCUACUUCACACACAUUUCCCUACAUCUUAACCGUUUUAUACAUACAUAUUUUUGUACAAUAUUGAGUUUUAUUCGCUCUUGGAGUUAUUUUCUUUUGUAAUUUUUUUAUUCUCUGCAGGUAUUUAUUGUUUAAGUAAAACAUAAUAGUUGAAAAAAAAAACUUUAUAAAAAAGCCGUAAACACUUAAUUAAAGAAAACAAACAUCCCACGGCAGUGGGGUCUACGUAACCGAAACUUAUAUAUUGCCAAGGACUGUAGCUCUAGCAUCGUUCCUCAAAAACUCUUUGUGGAAUUUGUGUGCUGCUACAACAAGAACAACAUCCCAAUUGUUGCAAAAAUAGAAAAUGUAACUAAAAA